Molecule: messenger RNA, 1439 nt
Organism: Pistacia vera
Lineage: Eukaryota; Viridiplantae; Streptophyta; Magnoliopsida; Sapindales; Anacardiaceae
Product: probable plastidic glucose transporter 1
Exons: 10
Coding region: 141-1439 (432 amino acids)
Biological process (GO): monosaccharide transmembrane transport
Cellular component (GO): membrane
Molecular function (GO): hexose transmembrane transporter activity
Source: RefSeq, a predicted model, not a curated record
UAUCCUCAAACAUUGCCUUUGCCACGUGCUCUUCCCGCCUUAUAGCGGACCCACAGCUCCAAGCACGUGGCGUUAUCACAAACGAUUUUACGAUAAUUUCUCUCUCCUCUCUCAAAAAGGGCAAAAAUAUCCGUGAUCAGAUGCCGGUGGCUACCGUAGUUCACCAUCCGGUUCCUCUGGUUCCAUCGCUUCUCUCGGUUCCUCCGCCGUAUCUUGUUUCUUCACCUUUCCCCAAACUUGAAACCCUGCGUUUUAGAUUUAAGCAUCGGCCGAUUAAUUUCAAAAUUUCGGCGGGAAAGAAGCAAGUUCCCGCGUUACAGUCUCGGAAAGAAGAGCAAGGUAGUGAAGAAUUGUUAUCACUAGAUAAUGAGAAGGCUAGUGAAGGACAUGAUUUGGGAUGGUUACCUGCUUUUCCGCACGUGUUGUUAGCUUCUAUGUCUAAUUUUCUGUUUGGUUAUCACAUAGGGGUAAUGAAUGGUCCUAUUGCUUCAAUUGCUCAAGAGCUUGGGUUCAAAGGAAAUCCAAUUCUUGAGGGACUUGUAGUGAGCAUAUUUAUAGCAGGUGCAUUUAUUGGAAGUAUAAGCUCAGGUUCUCUGGUAGAUAAACUUGGUUGUCGGCGAACUUUUCAAAUUGAUACAAUACCGUUGAUACUUGGUGCAGUUAUAAGUGCACAAGCCCAGUCCUUGGAUGAAAUGCUAUGGGGAAGAUUUCUAGUCGGCCUUGGUAUUGGUGUGAACACAGUUCUUGUUCCAAUUUAUAUUUCAGAGGUUGCUUCAACAAAAUAUAGGGGUUCACUGGGAACCUUGUGUCAGAUUGGUACUUGCAUUGGGAUUAUUGCAUCACUGUUUCUAGGAAUUCCUGCAGAAGAUGAUCCACAUUGGUGGAGAACAAUGUUCUAUAUUGCAAGUGUCCCUGGUGUUGUUCUUGCACUUGGUAUGGAGUUUGCAGUGGACAGCCCUCGCUGGCUAUGUAAAGUAGGUAUGUUGAAUGAUGUCAAAGCUGUUAUCAGUAAUCUUUGGGGAGAAUCUGAAGUUGACAAAGCAAUUCAGGAGUUUCAGUCAGUCAUAAAAAAUGACGGUAGUGAUCUGGACAGCCAAUGGUUGGAACUCCUUGAGGAACCACACUCAAGAGUUACAUUCAUUGGAGGUGCCCUUUUUAUGCUUCAACAAUUUGCGGGCAUAAAUGGAGUCCUUUAUUUUUCAUCAUUGACUUUCCAAGAUGUUGGAAUUACAGAUGGUGCUUUGCCAAGCUUAUUUGUUGGAAUUACAAACUUUGCAGGUGCACUUUGUGCAUCUUACUUAAUGGAUAAGCAAGGCAGGAAGCAGCUUCUAAUCGGAAGUUACAGUGGUAUGGCAGUUUCAAUGUUUCUUGUUGUCUGUGCUAUCAGUUUGCCGUUAGAUGAAGAUUUGGGUCACAACAGGCUAGUAUGUUUGGGCUAA